AUGGAGCAAGAGGAUGAGUACCGAUUCGUGUACUACAACCACACGAAUCAUGCGCUAAGACUCUCCAAUCAGGCGAGCAUCUCCAGGUCCUUGCUGGGCUCGCGGGUCACAGCCAAGGGCCCCAAGCCGGCGGAGAAGCCGCUGCUGGCGCCCAUGCACGCCACCCUGGCCGAUCCCAAGCUCAAGUGCCGCGAGGUGUCCUGGAAGUCUGCGGAGCGUGGCUGGGUUUGUGCCAAGAGGUGGUGCGAGCGCGAGUUCUACUUGCUGCUCGAUGGUACAAGCACCUCGUUGUCCCGCUGCCAGGAAGAAUGCGCAAGGUUCGCGUCCAUCCAUUUCAGCAGCAUCUUUAUGAUGUGA
Effrenium voratum is the source of this 357-nucleotide messenger RNA. The record is from the annotation of a GenBank genome assembly. NCBI's taxonomy places the organism in Eukaryota, Dinophyceae, Suessiales, Symbiodiniaceae.